ACCAGCAAAGCGACCUCCACACGAGAUAAUGGCAGGGGGUGGUUGUUAGUACAACGAAACUCAAUGACACCGACGGGAAGAAUAUGUCAUCUCAGGAAAUGGAUGUAAGACAUAUACACCGACAAUCUGAUGAUCUGAAAGAAUCGAAUGGACUCAAAGAUAAAGACCCCGACUGCCAAAAUGGUUCGGAGACAGAGGACGAACCUUUACUCCGAGAAAACCCCAGACGGUUCGUCGUCUUCCCCAUCAAGUACACCGACAUGUGGAAAAUGUACAAGCAAGCACAGGCCUCUUUCUGGACGGUGGAGGAGGUUGACCUAUCCAAAGACUUGGCACACUGGGAACGUUUGAAACCUGAGGAGAAACACUUCAUCUCCCAUGUUCUCGCCUUCUUUGCUGCAAGCGAUGGUAUCGUCAACGAGAACCUGGUGCAGAGGUUCUGCCAGGAGGUGCAGGUCCCUGAAGCCCGCUCCUUCUACAGCUUCCAGAUCCUUAUAGAGACUGUUCAUUCAGAGAUGUACAGCAUGCUCAUAAACACUUACAUCAGAGACCUGAAAGAGAGGGACUACUUGUUUAACGCCAUUCAGACUAUGCCUUGUGUGAGACGAAAAGCAGACUGGGCCCUCCAGUGGAUAAAUGACAACAAAUCCACAUUUGGGGAGCGAAUUGUGGCUUUUGCAGCAGUGGAGGGAAUCUUCUUCUCCGGCUCAUUCGCUUCUAUCUAUUGGCUCAAGAAGAGGGGACUAAUGCCUGGCCUUACCUACUCCAACGAGCUCAUUAGCAGGGAUGAGGGCCUGCACUGUAACUUUGCCUGCCUGCUGUACAGCUACCUGGUGAAGAAACCAUCAGAGGACCGUGUGAAGGACAUCAUCACCAAAGCUGUUAGCAUUGAGCAGGAGUUUUUGACAGAGGCAUUGCCAGUAGAUCUCAUUGGAAUGAACUGUUGUCUGAUGAAGCAGUACAUUGAGUUUGUUGCCGACCGGCUUCUUGCUGACCUCGGACUGGCCAAGGUGUACAAAGCUGAAAAUCCAUUUGACUUCAUGGAAUCCAUUUCGCUAGAGGGGAAAACCAACUUCUUUGAGAAACGAGUAGCUGAGUAUCAGAAAUUUGGAGUCAUGUCAAGCAUGAUGGACUGUGAAUUCACUCUGGAUGCAGAAUUCUGAACCUGAACUGAUAUGUGGUUGCAUAUUUGUUACAUUUGACCUAUUUAUUUAUUUUGUUUAAGCAGUUCUUUACAAAAAAAUGGGCGUCUUACACCUUGUUCCAAUGCUAUCACAGUAUUUUGCAGGACAAGAAACUCUUGACAGAUUUAAAUUUCAGUUUUUUAGCAGACAUGUGCAGCUUUUAGGCAAGGAGUAUUGAGAAUUACACUUUAAGUUCAUUAACAGUCAAUAUAUAAUUUGCAGAGUGGAACAGGGUGAAAAAAUUGACAUUUUAUGGCUGUUUCUCACCUCAUCAUACUGCAGAGAGGCCUAUGAAAAGGUUAAACAUGAAUAAUGAAUGAGGUGACAUGAUUAUUCUGUUUACUGAAGAUGGUUAAUAUCUACACUGUAUUUUAUUGCACUUCCUGCUGCUGUCUUCUAAUGUGAAUUGUUUUAACAUUUUGUCAUUUUUAAUGUACAAUAAAAUGUUUAGUAAA
This is a messenger RNA of Chelmon rostratus (copperband butterflyfish), 1639 nucleotides long. It is a transcript of the gene rrm2b, whose product is annotated as ribonucleotide reductase M2 b. Gene Ontology annotation, cellular component: cytosol. The coding region runs from base 84 to 1163 and encodes 359 amino acids. The record is from RefSeq and is a predicted model, not a curated record. The transcript has 9 exons. Lineage: Eukaryota; Metazoa; Chordata; Actinopteri; Chaetodontiformes; Chaetodontidae. Gene Ontology annotation, biological process: deoxyribonucleotide biosynthetic process. Gene Ontology annotation, molecular function: ribonucleoside-diphosphate reductase activity, thioredoxin disulfide as acceptor.